CACAGUCCAAACUCCGAACUUCAGUACGAACUACAAAACAAAGGGAGAUUUGAUGGUUUCUCCAAAGUUUCAACUUUGAAUCCUCAGUAGCAAAGUCGCCAUGUUCGCCAAGCGCCUGUUGCAGAAGGCCACUCACAAUCAUCCCCAGACUAAUGUACAUGAUAGUAUGAUGUUGAAGGACUUAGAUUUGCAAAUUGCUAUUCAUUAUGGCAUUCCAUCUACUUCGUCAAUUCUUGCAUUUGACCCGGUUCAGAGCUUAUUGGCCAUUGGCACACUGGAUGGCAGGAUAAAAGUGAUUGGUGGUGAUAAUAUUGAAGCGCUUUUAAUUUCCUCGAAGCAGCUUCCUUACAAGUACUUAGAGUUUCUACAAAACCAAGGCUUUUUAGUCGGCAUUUUAGUUGACAAUGAUAUUCAGGUUUGGGAUCUUGAAAGCAGGUGCAUUGCUGGUAGUUUACAAUGGGAAUCCAACAUUACUGCUUUCUCUGUAAUCUAUGCCUCCCACUUCAUGUAUGUUGGAGAUGAGAAUGGGAUGAUGUCUGUAUUGAAAUACACUCCUGAAACUGGAGAACUUUUGCAAUUGCCGUAUCAUGUUUCUGCAAAUAAUUUGACAGAUGCAGCUGGGUUUUCAGUUCCUAAUUACCAAUCUGUUGUUGGAGUUCUUCCUCAGCCAUAUUCUUCUGGGAAGAGAGUCCUGAUCGCAUAUGAGGGUGGGUUGUUGAUACUUUGGGAUGUUGUUGAAACAAGAAUUCUGGUUGUUAGAGGCAAUAAGGUUCUAGAAUCGAAGGAUGGAGUUGUUGAUUCUUCUAGUGAAUUGCAUGGAGUCCUUCCAGAUGAUGGAUCUGAGCAACAUUUGGAGGAGAAAGAGAUAAGUGCACUUUGUUGGGCAUCUUCCACUGGGUCCAUUCUUGCUGUAGGAUACGUAGAUGGAGAUAUUUUGUUUUGGAAAACAUCGGCUGCCACUAGUAAAGGCAAACAAGUUGGACUAUUAUGCAAUAAUGUUGUUAAGCUACAAUUAUCUUCUGCUGAGAAGAGGCUCCCUAUCAUUGUCUUACACUGGAGUCCAAACAGUAAAGCUCAUAGUGAUGGUGAUGGAAGACUUUUCAUCUAUGGUGGUUGUGAGACUGGAUCUGAAGAAGUUAUAACGGUCUUGAGCCUUGAAUGGUCAUCACGGAUGGAGACUCUAAGAUGCAUUGGUCGUGUGGAUCUCACCCUGAACGGUUCCUUCGCAGACAUGAUUUUAUCACAAACUGCUGGGACAAUAGGGAAUAAUCACAACACUGUCCUGUUUGUAUUGACUAAUCCUGGACAACUGCAUUUUUCCAUCGAUGUGGGAUUGUCUACCUCAGUAUCUCCGCAAGAGAAGACAAUAUCUGCUGUUGCUGUUGAAUUUUCUGUUCUAGUACCUAUGGCUGAUCCUUACAUGACGGUGGCAAAACUCAGUUCUUUACCAUUGGCUGGAAAUGCAUCCACUGCACUUUCUAAGACAGCCUUGCUUACAAAAUCUGCCCCCACUUCAAAUGCUGGAGCAAGGUGGCCCUUGACUGGAGGCGUAGUUAACCGGUCCUUGUUUACUGAGCAUUACAGGGUUGAGAGAGUGUAUGUGGCCGGUUACCAGGAUGGAUCUGUUCGCAUAUGGGAUGCUACUUCUCCAGUCCUAUCACUUAUAUAUGUUUUAGAAAGUGAGGUCAAAGGAGUAGAAGUGGCUGGUUCAAAUGCUUCAGUAUCAAAAAUUGAUUUCUGCUCUCAAACCUUAGGUUUAGCUGUUGGCAACGAAUGUGGUCUGGUUUAUAUCUAUAACCUCAAAGGCAGUUUAGAUGAGACAAGCUUUCACUUCAUUACAGAAGCUAAACAUGAAGGUCACACUUUGCCCCAAAGGAAAGGACCUUGUUGUCAAGCAGUUUUUCACCUUGUCAAUUCCUCAGUUCAAGCAUUGCAAUUUACAACUUGUGGAGCCAAACUCUCUGUAGGAUAUGAUUCUGGUCGUGUUGCAGUGCUUGAUCUGAGUUCAUUUUCAGUUUUGUUUUUAACAGACAAUUUGUCUGGCCCUAGCUCACCAGUUAUUUCAUUGAUCUGGAAAGCAUUUAUUGAUGGUAAUGAUCCCAGAAGCCCAAAGAAAUCAGGGCCCAAAAUUGCUGAGAAACCUGUGGAGGAACUAAUAUUCUUAUUAACAAGGGAUGCAAAAAUUUACGUUAUUAAUGGUGGUACUGGUGCCUUGAUGAGCUCUCGGCCCAUGCAUUUAAAGAAGGAAUCCACAGCAAUUUCCAUGUAUGUUAUAGAAACAGUUUGCGAAUUACCUAAAGAAAAGCAGCUAGUGCAGUCACCCAAGGAGGCUGCUGCCAGGAAUGAACCUCCAGAGGACUCCACAUCCAGCAGAAUUGGGAAUCAUAAGACUGAAUGCUCAGAAAAUGCACACUUGAAGGGAAGUUCCAAGGGUUCACUUACGUUGCUUUGUUGUAAGAAUACACUGUGCUUGUACCAGACGACUUCUGUAGUCCAGGGCGAGAACAAAUCUAUCAGUAAAGUGAAACUUUCAAAACCUUGUUGCUGGACAUCAACUUUUAAGAAAGAUGAGAGAAGUUGUGGCCUGUUGUUACUCUACCAGACUGGAGAUAUUGAAAUUAGAUCUUUGCCAGAUUUUGACUUGAAGAUAGAAAGCUCAUUAAUGUCAAUGCUGAGGUGGAAUUUCAAGGCAAAUAUGGAAAGGACAAUCAGUUCUACAGACAAUGGGUUGAUUGCACUGGGUAAUGGAUGUGAAUUGGCUUUCAUCUCUCUGCUAGCCGGUGAAAGUAAUUUCAGGAUUCAAGAAUCUUUGCCUUCUCUUCAUGAUAAAGUUCUUGCAGCUGCCGCUGAGGCUGCCAUUGCUUUUUCUUUAGAUCAGAAGAGCAAACAGGGAACAACCCCGGGGAUUCUAGGUGGUAUAGUGAAAGGCUUCAAGGGGGGAAAAGUGAACCGUAGUAAUGAUGGUAUGGUUAUGUCUACAUCUAACUAUAGUCUUCUAGAGGGCAUCUUUUCAAGGAAUCCAUUCCCAGAUCCAUCUUCAGCCACUGCAGAAAAUCAGGAAGUUAAUGAGCUCAAUAUAGAUGACAUUGAAAUUGAUGAACCUGUAUCAUUGGCAUCUACUUCAUCAAGUAAAACGCAUCAAAAUGAGCGAGAAAAGGGUGGUGAAAGAGAACAAUUGCUUGAUGGUGCCAGUGCUGAUAUAAAACCCCGGAUUAGAACGCCUGAAGAAAUCAUGGCUACAUAUAGAAAAUCUGGGGAUGCCUCCUCAGUAGCUGGAGAAACAAGAAAUAAGCUUCUAGAGAGACAAGAAAAACUUGAGAGGAUUAGCAGGCGAACCGAAGAACUGCAAAGUGGAGCUGAAGAUUUUGCGUCUUUGGCAAACGAGCUCGUGAAGGCCAUGGAAAAGCGGAAAUGGUGGCACAUAUAAGAACUCGACUAACUACAUACAGGUUUUGUUUGUUUAGCAUUCCUUUGGAUAUGGUAAUGCCGGUUAGAUGUGCAGAAAGCUAAAUAUAAUGUUCAAAUGUAAAGCCCUCUACAAGGAAGAACCUCAUCAGAGAUAUGGAUGCAUUAGGAUUUGAAUAUUUUAGGAGGCUAUCAAAUUUAGGGAGAAAAUUGAACUUAAAAAAAGAAGAUAGAAUGGUUUUACAAUGAGAGGGUUUGGAGUUUUGAGGGUCUCUGUUCAUUAUCAGACCUCAGAUUGUGAUGUCACUUUCUUAGUUCAGUUUUCUUUUCUUCUCACAAUUUGUUAUCAAUCUGGGAGCCUUUUUCUAGCUUAGGGCUAGGGGUGUGCAUUGUCCUGUUUGGUAUGGUUUAGAAGAAUUUGGAACCAAACUUCAGACCAAAUGGAACCAUAAAAUUGCAGUUUGGUUUGGUUCAAACCAUAGUUUAAAUAACAUCAGGGUUGCAUA
Molecule: messenger RNA, 3911 nt
Organism: Diospyros lotus (date-plum)
Lineage: Eukaryota; Viridiplantae; Streptophyta; Magnoliopsida; Ericales; Ebenaceae
Exons: 24
Coding region: 101-3427 (1108 amino acids)
Biological process (GO): regulation of exocytosis
Cellular component (GO): cytoplasm; plasma membrane
Molecular function (GO): syntaxin binding; GTPase activator activity; myosin II binding
Source: RefSeq, a predicted model, not a curated record